AUGUCCUCUACGACAAUUAUUCGAUCGAUUGAUUCAUUUUCAUCGAAAUCUUCAUUGGCUUCUCCAACAGUUCACAAAUCAAUACAAUCUAAAUUUCAUAAAAUUAUUCAAUUUUUUUUAUCAUUUAAUAUCGAUCGAAAAGAAACAGAUGAUAAUACAGAACAACAUGCUAUAUUAGUAUUACGUGCAUUUUUUAUUUAUAUGAUUUUUGUUGGUAAUAUCUUAAUUGUUAUUUUUUUAUCUCAAUCAAAACAUGAUUUUUUUAUUACAAAUACAUUUGAAUAUCAUUUAAUUGAUGCACGAUUUCCUGUUAAAUCUUCUUGGAUUGAACGAAAUAUUCGAUCUAAUCCUUAUAAAAAUGUACAAAAUAAAUAUGGAGAUAUAUUUAUGAUUGAUUUUAAUCAAAUUGCUACAUUUGAUGAUAUAUGGCAAUUUAUGAAUGAAACAAUUGGAAAUGUUUUUUAUCGUUCUCAUAUAUGGCAAUCAAAUUCAACAGUUACAUCUCAACGUUCUAUUCGUUGGGUACUUGAUCAUUUUUUAAUGAUUGGUGUUAUUAGAAUGAGACAAGUUCGUGUUAAACCUGAAAAAUGUAAUAUACCAAAAUCAUAUUCAGAUGAAAUAGCUGAUUGUUAUCCAGCAUAUUCAUUAGACAAAAAAGAUACAGAUCCUUUUGGUCCUAUCACACUCAGUGAUAGUACAAAAAUUAAUAUGAAACAAGCAUGGAAUUACAUGUCAGCUGAUAAAACUGGAAUGGGUUCAUAUACUGGUCAAUAUGGUACAUAUGAUGGUAGUGGAUAUGUAGCUGAUCUUGCUCAAUAUGUACGAACAAAUAAACAUUUUACAAAUGAUAUAAAUGAAUUAGAAAAAUUUCAUUGGCUUGAUAAAGCAACACGAGCAUUAUUUAUUGAUAUUGUAACUUAUAAUCCAAGUGUUAAUUUAUUUUCUUAUAUAAAAUUUAUAUUUGAAAUGCCAUUAACUGGUGGAAUUUUUCCAUCAUAUAAAAUUGAAAAUAAACAAUUAUUUAGAUAUAUAACUUCAACAAAAUAUAUUCUUAUAGGAUGUGAAAUUAUUAUUGUUACAUUUACUAUUACAUUUAUUUUCAUUGAAAUAGUAAAAAUCAUCGAAUUAAGAUUGAAAAUUUUUCUUAAUAUUUGGAAUUGGAUUGACAUCAUUCUUUUAAUUAUCUCAAUUUUAAUGAUUAUUGCUAAUAUACGUCGUCUUUUAACUAUUAAUUCUCCAUUAUAUGGUAAAAUGUCUAUAUAUAUUUCAACAUUUGAUGAUUUAACUAUUAAAUUACUUCGUCUUCAAAGUUUAUUUGAUACAUUAAGUAUUCUUCUUACAUCAAUUAGUAUUAUACGUAUAUUAAAAUAUUGUGAUUUUGCUGUAACAAUUAUUCGAAUAAAAGCAACAAUUCAAAGAUGUUUUGGAGAUCUUAUUGGUUUUCUUGUUAUGUUUGUUGCAAUUAUGGUAGCUUAUGCACAAUUUGGCAAUCUAGCACUUGGUCAACAAGCUCCAGCAUUUUCAACAGUUGGCAAAGCAUUUGUUGCACUUUUUCGUACUGUACUUGGUGAUUUUGAUUAUGAAGCUAUUAGUGAUGCUUCACCAAUUGUUGGACCAUUAUUCUUUUUUCUUUAUAUUUUCUCUAUGGUCUUUAUUUUAUUCAACAUGGUUUUAGCUAUUAUAGUCGAUUCAUAUGAAGAAUUAGGUAAUGAACAUCGUGAUGUAAUUAAUCGAAUGUUAAUUGAUGUAACACCAGUUAUUAAACAAUCUAUUCGAAAAUUUUUUGAACGAUUUGGUCUUUGGGAAAAAGUUAAAGUUAUUGUUCAAUUUAUAAUUAGUGCUGAAGAUCCAUUAAAUUCUAAAACAGUUGCUGAUCUUUUACAAGAAUUUAAAUAUUCUACAACAUCAUCAUUAUAUGAUGAACUUCGACAUGCAUUUGCACAUGAUAUGACAAAAUUAAUAUCAAAAAAAGAUUUUCAAGCUUUUUUAAAAUAUUCACGUGAUGAUAAAAAUCGUCAACGUGAUACAUUACAAAGUUUAUUUUCUGGUAAUAUACCAUUAAUAGAUUUUAAUGAACAACAAGAAUGGAGUAAACGUGCAAGAAAUUUAUGUACAAUACAACAAUGGGCACAAUUACGAUAUCGAAUAGCACGUUUAGAAGAAUUAUUUUAUUUAAUCGAAGGAAAAAUUGAUUAUACUAUUCGAACAUCAAAUAAUUUACUUCAAAAUGUAAUAUUAUCUAUUGAAAGAUCAGAUAAUGAAAAUAUGUAA
This is a messenger RNA of Rotaria sordida, 2271 nucleotides long. The record is from the annotation of a GenBank genome assembly. NCBI's taxonomy places the organism in Eukaryota, Metazoa, Rotifera, Eurotatoria, Philodinida, Philodinidae.